This is a messenger RNA of Punica granatum (pomegranate), 1945 nucleotides long. Lineage: Eukaryota; Viridiplantae; Streptophyta; Magnoliopsida; Myrtales; Lythraceae. The record is from RefSeq and is a predicted model, not a curated record.
UUGAAAAUCUGACGGUAGACGUUUCCUCGGAUGAAGAGUCUUAAGAAGUAGGACUCCUCUCUCUCGAACUCGAGGCAGAGACAUGAUAUGUGCAGAUCUAAACAACGAAACUGUGAACUCGGUCGUUGGCUUAUCGUAACGAUCGAUCAUUGUUGUAAUAGCAUAGCAACCAUGGAAGCAGAAGAAGAAGUAGAAGUUAAGCCGCUCGAUAAGGUCCCAGCUUCCGGCUACACUACUAGUAACAGCAACGGCGGCUCAGGCUCGGCCUUCUCGAUAGCUCACUCCACUGCGGCUCGACCAUUGUCGGCCUCGUCGAGGCCUUGGUCUUCUGCUACAAUCUUCAUCUCCUUCAUCGUUGUCAUCGUUGUCUCAGGAGUCUUCAUCUCCGGGUUCGAUGUCGGAGUGUUCAAAUCGACGCCGGUCUCCUCCUUCACAAAGGGCAUCGACUCCACCGGUUCAUCUUUGAGCCCGUCCCAGUCCCAUCAGGUCGUCCGCGAGUACCCUCUAAACUGUACUCCCGUCGCGCAGCAAUGCCCCGCGAGCUACUACCCUACCACGUCGAUUCAGCUCGACUCGGACUACACCACUGCCUGCCCAGACUACUUCCGGUGGAUCCACGAGGACCUCCGCCCAUGGAGGGACACGGGGAUCACCCGGGAAGCGAUCGAGUCUAGGAAGUCGCUGGCCCACUUCAGGCUCGUCGUCUACAAGGGGAAGGCUUACUUGGAGCAGUUCCACAGGGCGUGGCAGACUCGGGAUGUCUUCACUCUGUGGGGGAUCCUUCAGCUUCUGAGGGUGUUCCCGGGGAGGGUUCCCGACCUUGAGAUGAUGUUCUGCUGCGAGGACCUCCCAGCACUCCCGAAGAAGGACAAUCCGGUGCCUGAGGGGGCUGCGCCGCCCGCAAUGUUCCACUACUGCAGCCAUGACUCGGCCUUCGACAUCCCCUUCCCCGACUGGACCUUCUGGGGUUGGCCAGAGGUGAAUAUAAAGCCAUGGGCGAGCACGCUGAAGGCCAUAAAGGAAGGAGCCGCGAAGACCAAGUGGAUGGACAGGGAUCCCCAUGCCUUCUGGAAGGGCAACCCAGCAACUUCCCGGAAACGGCGCGACCUGAUGCGCUGCAAGCCCAAAAUGCUCAUGGACUGGAGUGCCCGCCUCUACAAUGUGGAUUGGGGUCGCGAGAGUUUGGGUGGAUUCAAGGGAUCAAGACUAGAAGAUCAAUGCACCCACAGGUACAACAUCUAUGUAGAGGGACGGGCAUGGUCAGUGAGCGAGAAGUACAUUCUAGCAUGCGACGCAACAACCUUACUGGUUAGGCCUGAGUACUACGACUUCUUUUUCAGGGGAAUGAUCCCCAUGGAGCACUACUGGCCCAUCAGGCCUGAUAACAAGUGUCCCGACAUCAAGUUUGCCGUCGACUGGGGCAGCAAUCACACCUCCGAGGCACAGAAGAUCGGAGAGGAAGGGACCCGGUUUGCGCAGGAGAGCCUGAGCAUGCAGAGAGUGUACGAGUACAUGUUCCACGUGCUGAGCGAGUACUCAAAGCUCCAGAGGUUCAAGGUCACGGUGCCUCCUGCUGCGGUCGAGAUCUGCGCCGAGUCAAUGGGGUGCCCCGCAGAAGGCCAAGUGAAGGAGUACGUGAUGGAGACGUUGGUGACUUCCCCAAGCAGCGUGCUGCCUUGCUCAAUGCCACCUCCUUAUGAACCCAAUGAGCUUCGGGAGUUCAUACAGAGGAAGGAGAACAUCACCGGGCAAGUGGAGAUGUGGGAGGCUGAGUAUUGGGACAAUCUCAUGGAGAAAACAUACUUCAAUUUAUUCAUCUUCUGGUCUCUCUUUCUUCUUCUUCUUUUUUUCAUCUCGAGAUUCAUUUGCUCGCCUUGUAUCCAGAAAUAAUUCACGGCUCUCGUCAUGCAUGUGAGGCUAUUAUUUGCUUCUGUCACUUCUUACC